Messenger RNA from Mandrillus leucophaeus (drill), 1475 nucleotides. It is a transcript of the gene P2RY8, whose product is annotated as purinergic receptor P2Y, G-protein coupled, 8. The transcript is spliced from 2 exons. Gene Ontology annotation, cellular component: membrane. Gene Ontology annotation, biological process: positive regulation of Rho protein signal transduction; phospholipase C-activating G protein-coupled receptor signaling pathway. Gene Ontology annotation, molecular function: G protein-coupled purinergic nucleotide receptor activity. The record is from RefSeq and is a predicted model, not a curated record. Lineage: Eukaryota; Metazoa; Chordata; Mammalia; Primates; Cercopithecidae. The coding region runs from base 295 to 1374 and encodes 359 amino acids.
GAGCAGCUCGCUGGGUCUCCGGAGGCUGCCCGUGUCUGUCUCAGGGUGUGCUGCAGGCACAACCAGUGGGAUUUUUUUUUUCUUCCCAGCAGAGCAGAGAGCUGGCCCUGCACUCCUGCCCCUGUGCACAGCACACUGCCAUAGGGCAGCCACCUCUGGACCAGGAGGAGGAGCGUCCCCAAGGACCCUCUGCCCAGCUUGACGGCUGCUCGGACAAACACCACAAGACCAGCCUCACCCGGGACGUCUGCCCUCCCUACAGCCGCCGCUAGCCCGGGCGAGGACCCCUCCAGGAUGCACGUCCCAAACAGCACCGGCCCGGACAACGCGACGCUGCAGAUGCUCCGGAACCCGACGAUCGCGGUGGCCCUGCCCGUGGUGUACUCGCUGGUGGCGCUGGUCAGCAUCCCGGGGAACCUGUUCUCCCUGUGGGUCCUGUGCCGACGCAUCGGGCCCAAAUCCCCCUCGGUCAUCUUCAUGAUCAACCUGAGCGUCACGGACCUGAUGCUGGCCAGCGUGCUGCCCUUCCAGAUCUACUACCAUUGCAAUCGCAACCACUGGGUGUUCGGGGUGCUGCUGUGCAACGUGGUGACCGUGGCCUUUUACGCAAACAUGUACUCCAGCAUCCUCACCAUGACGUGCAUCAGCGUGGAGCGCUUCCUGGGGGUCCUGUACCCGCUCAGCUCCACGCGCUGGCGCCGUCGUCGUUACGCGGUGGCCGCGUGCGCCGGGACCUGGCUGUUGCUCCUGGCCGCCCUGUCCCCGCUGGCGCGCACCGACCUCACCUACCCGGUGCACGCCCUGGGCAUCGUCACCUGCUUCGAUGUCCUCAAGUGGACCAUGCUCCCCAGCGUGGCCAUGUGGGCCGUGUUCCUCUUCACCAUCUUCAUCCUGCUGUUCCUCAUCCCCUUCGUGGUCACCGUGGCCUGUUACACGGCCACCAUCCUCAAGCUGUUACGCACGGAGGAGGCGCACGGCCGGGAGCAGCGGAGGCGCGCGGUGGGCCUGGCCGUGGUGGUCCUGCUGGCCUUUGUCACCUGCUUCGCCCCCAACAACUUCGUGCUCCUGGCGCACAUCGUGGGUCGCCUGUUCUACGGCAAGAGUUACUACCACGUCUACAAGCUCACGCUGUGUCUCAGCUGCCUCAACAACUGUCUGGACCCGUUUGUGUAUUACUUCGCCUCCCGGGAAUUCCAGCUGCGCCUGCGGGAAUAUCUGGGCUGCCGUCGGGUGCCCGGAGACCCCCUGGACACGCGCCGCGAGAGCCUCUUCUCCGCCAGGACCACGUCCAUGCGCUCCGAGGCCGGUGCGCACCCCGAGGCGCUGGAGGGAGCCCCCAGGCCCAGCCUCAUGAGGCAGGAGAGCGAGUUCUGAGUCUCCGGGGGUGCAGCUUGGAGAGCCAGGGGCGCAUGGAGAGGCCGCGGUGCCAGAGGUUCAGGGAGAACAGCUACGUUUCUCCCGGGCACUGCACAGGC